Sinocyclocheilus grahami is the source of this 741-nucleotide messenger RNA. Its product is annotated as ribonuclease P protein subunit p38-like. The transcript has a single exon. The record is from RefSeq and is a predicted model, not a curated record. Gene Ontology annotation, biological process: tRNA 5'-leader removal. Gene Ontology annotation, molecular function: ribonuclease P RNA binding; ribonuclease P activity. NCBI's taxonomy places the organism in Eukaryota, Metazoa, Chordata, Actinopteri, Cypriniformes, Cyprinidae. Gene Ontology annotation, cellular component: nucleolar ribonuclease P complex; ribonuclease MRP complex; fibrillar center. The annotation marks the transcript as partial.
AAGACGAGGUCGGUGCCCGCCUGCCACGUGCCCAGUCUGAGCGACACUCUCGCGGGACUGCUGGGACUCAGACGCGGCAGCGAGGUGCUCGAGGAUGUGGUCCCGACGGAUUCCACAGAGGAAAAGCAGAGCGAUACAGUAAAGGGGCAGAAGAGGAAAUUAGAAGAAAUGUCGGAUGAAGCCAGUGACGCUUCUCCUUUAAUCCUCCAGCCUCUAAAAGUGAAGAAAAUCAUCCCAAAUCCUACCAAAAUCAGAAAAAGAAAGGAAAGCAAAAGUGCUCAUCGACCGUUUAAGAUGUGCUCCAUGAAUGCAGGUUACUACAUAGUGUGUUUGGACAAAUGUGGAUUAAGUAUAUUUAUAUUUUCUUAGGUCUAUGUAAUGGUUAUGGAGAGGAAAAAGACCAGAGAUGAAUUCUUUUAUAUUUUGGAUGCUUUUAUUCAGUCAAAUAUCCAUGCUGGUAUACCUUGAUGUAUAUUUUUGACAAUUAGAUAUUUGGGUGGACUUUGUCAUGUUUGUCAUGGUGCUGCUGGUACUUAUUCCCAUCAGUUCCAACCUGCAAUGGAGUUCAAUAAAAAUACUGUCUUCAGAAAGAGAAAGCUGAUCAUUUAAAACUACACAAUUUGACAUUUAAAAAACAACCUCUCUGAAAUAAGGCAAGUACUUCGGGCGUUCUCAGCGUAACCCAUAAGUUCUUAAACCAUACAGAUUGGAGAAAAAAGUUUCAUGCUCAUUUCAUACAGC